GGGCUAAGCAUCACUGGCUAGCUCAUUCACAUCAUCACUACUACGGGGAUAUACAAAGCUUUGGUGCUGCUGUUGUUGCGUCUCGCUUGUUCUUAUUUCCUGCUUUGAAUCAAAUUAAUAGCAGAGGGGGAAAGAAAUUCACUUACAGCUACUUCUCCACAACCAUGGGGCUCCGAGACGCACUGAAGAAGAAGGACGCUAUAGAGCAAGGCCAGGAUGCAGAUGCAAGAUUGGCCGGUCCGGACAUCACUUUUAUUCGCUCCGACACUGUUUCGCAACAGGUGAUUGUGCCGCCGGACGAAAACGCCCUGGGCUACAAUGACGGCUUGCUAUCGCCCUCGUCAACAAGCGGAGAGCACCGAAAGUCGAGGCGAAGCUUUGACUUUUUCCACUCGGAUCAAUCACGAAGCCCAUCUGCAUCCUCCUCGACCAGUCAGAAGUCCAAGAAGGAGAGCGCGGCAAGACGCCUCUCCCAUAGGCUACACCUAAGUCGCGCGCCUGAGACCUCUGACCAUGUGCCCCAGAACCUACCGGAGAUUGUGGUCCCAAACGACGUGCAGGAUAGAGAUGCUGCAGAGCUGCAGUGGGAGAAACGGGCGACCAUGUUAGCCGGGCAGAAUGAUCGGGUGAGGAGUCGGCCGCCUUCAAGGGAUGCCGCAGACGGCAUGGCGCACAUGAGUCUAGACGGCCCUCGCAGCCGAAGCGCUUCGGUGCACUCGGGACAAGUUUCGUCCAAACAGAUCGAUGCCGAUAUUCAGGAGGCGAUUCGACUGCAUGAGGAUGGUAACUAUGUGGAAGCCACCAAGUUAUUCGGGCGCCUUGCAGAUGAGAGCGGCGCCAAUAAUCCACUUAGCCAGGUCCUCUAUGGACUAGCACUCAGACACGGUUGGGGUUGCACGCCAGACCCUGGGAGAGCGGUCCACUAUCUAACGGCAGCAGCCUCUAAUGCUGCAUCAGUCGAACAAUUGGCGAUCCAGGCUGGUCUGAAGAAGGGAGGAGCGGCAAAGGGGGAGCUAGUCCUCGCCAUCUUCGAAUUGGCAAACUGCUUCCGCCACGGCUGGGGCAUCGGAAAAGAUCCAAUCGCCGCAAAGCAGUACUAUGAGACAGCAGCGAACUUGGGCGAUUCUGACGCUAUGAACGAAGUUGCCUGGUGUUACCUGGAGGGCUAUGGCUGUAAAAAGGAUAAGUAUGCUGCAGCCCGGUACUAUCGACUGGCGGAGAAAGCUGGCAAUAAGACACUAGGAAAUUCAUGGAUAUGGAAAGAAAAGUACGAUCCCGGCAACGGUAAGAAGAAGUAAGGGGGGGUCACAGGCAAGCAGAUCGCAUUCGCUCGAUGGAGCUCAAUAGCGCUUUCCACCUCUAAGCUUCAUUACCUUUUCCCCUUAUUUCUCUUCU
Trichoderma asperellum CBS 433.97 is the source of this 1395-nucleotide messenger RNA. RefSeq lists its product as uncharacterized. Gene Ontology annotation, molecular function: protein binding. Gene Ontology annotation, cellular component: cell division site. Lineage: Eukaryota; Fungi; Ascomycota; Sordariomycetes; Hypocreales; Hypocreaceae. The record is from RefSeq and is a predicted model, not a curated record. Gene Ontology annotation, biological process: negative regulation of G2/M transition of mitotic cell cycle.